ACGACCCCUUCCUUCCCAUCCCAUCCCAAGGGGCUCUCACUCGCUCAGUCCCCACUGCUAGCUAGCUGCUGCUGGCUGAGCUCUCCCCUUCCCCCCAAAUUCGUCUCCAACUCCAGCCAAGAAUUAAUCAAUCAAUGGCGAUAGGGGGGGCGUUCGUGGAGGGCCCGGCGGGCGGCGCCGGGUACAGCGGCCGGGUCACCUCCUUCGUCGUCCUCUCCUGCAUCGUCGCCGGCAGCGGCGGCAUCCUCUUCGGCUACGACCUCGGAAUCUCAGGCGGCGUCACGUCCAUGGAGUCGUUCCUCAAGAAAUUCUUCCCGGACGUGUACCACCAGAUGAACGGCGACAAGGCCGCCGUCUCCAACUACUGCCGCUUCGACAGCGAGCUGCUCACCGUCUUCACCUCCUCCCUCUACGUCGCCGGCCUCGUCGCCACCCUCUUCGCCUCCACCGUCACCACCCGCUACGGCCGCCGCGCCUCCAUCCUCAUCGGCGGCUCCGUCUUCAUCGCCGGAUCCGCAUUCGGGGGCGCCGCCGUCAACGUCUACAUGCUCCUCGUCAACCGCAUCCUCCUCGGCAUCGGCCUCGGAUUCACCAACCAGUCGAUUCCACUGUACCUCUCGGAAAUGGCGCCGCCGCAGUACCGUGGCGCCAUCAACAACGGCUUUGAGCUCUGUAUCAGCAUCGGCAUCCUCAUCGCGAACGUUAUCAACUAUGGAGUGCAGAAAAUCGAAGGAGGAUGGGGGUGGAGGAUAUCACUGUCCAUGGCUGCUGUCCCCGCUGCAUUUCUGACUAUCGGUGCGAUCUUCCUUCCUGAGACCCCGAGCUUCCUGAUCCAGCGUGAUGGCAAUGUCGACGAGGCGAAGAUGAUGCUCCAGAGGCUGCGUGGCACGACGGGGGUUCAGAAAGAGCUCGACGAUCUGGUCACCGCUAGCAACAUAUCCAGAGCAAUCAAGAACCCGUACCGGAACAUCCUGAAGAAGAAGUACAGGCCGCAGCUCGUGAUAGCGCUCCUCAUUCCUUUCUUCAACCAGGUCACGGGAAUCAACGUGAUCAACUUCUAUGCGCCGGUCAUGUUCCGGACCAUCGGGCUAGGGGAGAGUGCAGCACUCAUGUCAGCGGUCGUGACACGCCUCUGCGCCACAGUCGCCAACAUCGUGGCCAUGAUCGUCGUCGACAAGUUCGGGCGAAGAAAGCUCUUGCUGGUAGGCGGUGUUCAGAUGAUCCUGUCACAGUUCACUGUCGGUGCGAUCCUGGCUGUGAAGUUCAAGGACCAUGGAGUCAUGGAUAAGGAGUAUGGAUACCUGGUCCUGAUCAUCAUGUGCGUGUUCGUGGCAGGGUUCGCCUGGUCCUGGGGACCUCUCACCUACUUGGUGCCAACAGAGAUCUGCCCGCUGGAGAUCAGGUCGGCAGGGCAGAGCGUUGUGAUUGCGGUCAUCUUCCUGAUGACCUUUGUGAUCGGGCAGACGUUUCUCAACAUGCUGUGCCAUCUCAAGUUCGGCACCUUCUUCCUGUUUGGCGGGUGGGUGUGCGUGAUGACGCUGUUCGUCUUCUUCUUCCUGCCGGAGACGAAGCAGCUGCCCAUGGAGCAGAUGGAGCAGGUGUGGAGGAAGCACUGGUUCUGGAAGAGGAUAAUUGGGGAGGGGGAAGAAGAGGUGGAUCAGGCACAAACUGGUGCAGGAGCCAUAGCCAUGUCCACCACACCACAUAGCAGUUAGUGACAUUCUUUUGGGGGGUGUAAAACCUGCACCCAGAAAUGAUGAACUAGUACAUCUGCAUGUACAAGGUGAGGUACUCAUAUAGCCAUAAUAUAUAUAUACUGUAUGUAUCCUAACUCAAGUCAAUAGUUCAGUGCAGCUGUGAGUAUGAAUGAAUUAAUGUAACCUAUAUAUAAGUUGAUGUUUGGAAUGGCAGAAAGUAAUAAGGUAGGAGUAUAUUGCAGAGCAGCUUGACUAAAUAAGAUACGGUUUUGUAAGCUCUGCUUAUAACUAGAGAUGCAUGUCAGAAGACAAGCCCUCACCUGUGCUCCUGUAUAUGAAAGAAACCACCUUAUAUAUGAUGAUUGGGUUUUCAUCAAA
This is a messenger RNA of Triticum urartu, 2075 nucleotides long. RefSeq names its product hexose carrier protein HEX6. Gene Ontology annotation, biological process: monosaccharide transmembrane transport. The record is from RefSeq and is a predicted model, not a curated record. Gene Ontology annotation, cellular component: membrane. NCBI's taxonomy places the organism in Eukaryota, Viridiplantae, Streptophyta, Magnoliopsida, Poales, Poaceae. Gene Ontology annotation, molecular function: monosaccharide transmembrane transporter activity.